AUGAAUCGGUUGUUGAAAGCGGCGAGAGCUUCUGGUUCUCUCAACCUCUCCAAUCGUUCCCUCACAGAAAUUCCUGACGAGGUUUACCGGAAUCUGGAGGGGCUAGGAGGCGACGACGACAAGUGGUGGGAGGCUGUGGAGCUUCAGAAGCUUAUUCUGGCUCACAAUAGCAUUGGAUCGUUGAAGGAAGAUCUGAAAAAUUUACCUUUUCUCGCUGUGCUGAAUCUCAGCCAUAACUGUCUCUCGCAACUUCCCGCUGCUGUAGGAGAGUUACCUCAGUUGAAGAUGUUGGAUGUUUCGUUCAAUUCUAUAGUUGAAAUUCCGGAGGAGAUUGGAUCGGCUGCAUCGCUUGUAAAGUAUGCUGACUUUUGUGUUGUCAGGCUUGAUUGUUCAAAUAAUCGGCUCACGGAGCUUCCUAGCUCGCUUGGCAGAUGCUUAGAAUUGUUGGACUUAAAGGGAUCAAACAAUCUUUUUACGAGCUUGCCAGAAGAUUUAGCAAAUUGUUGUAAAUUGUCUAAGCUAGAUAUGGAGGGAAACAAGCUAACAGUGAUAUCGGAAAAUCUCAUUUCAUCAUGGAACAUGCUUACUGAACUCAAUGCAUCAAAAAAUUUGCUGAAUAGCAUACCAGCCAGCAUUGGAGGACUUUCACGUCUAAUUCGUCUUGACCUUCAUCAAAAUAGAAUACUGGCAAUCCCUUCAUCAAUCAGUGGUUGUCAUUCACUUACUGAGCUUUAUUUGGGGAAUAACAAUAUUUCUACAGUACCAAUGGAGAUAGGGGCCCUUUCUCGACUUGGGACUUUAGAUCUUCACUCUAACCAGCUAAAGGACUAUCCAGUAGAGGCAUGCAAAUUGAGUCUUCUAGUCUUAGAUCUUUCUAAUAAUUCAUUGAGUGGGUUACCCCCUGAAUUGGGAAAGAUGACUACAUUGAGGAAGCUUCUGCUUAGUGGAAAUCCUUUGAGAACUCUUCGAAGCUCUUUAGUAUCUGGACCUACAGCAGCGUUACUGAAAUUUCUCCGAAGCAGACUUUCUGUAGAUGAAGAUUCUGAAGCUGUAACAACAAAAAAGGAAGAGGUGAUUGCAAUGGCUACCCGAUUGUCUAUCACUACAAAGGAACUUUCUAUGGAAGGGCUGGGAUUGACUACUGUCCCAUCUGAAGUGUGGGAAUCAGGGGAGGUCAUAAAACUUGAUCUUUCCAGAAAUUCCAUCCAGGAGUUGCCAGGAGAACUUUCUUCUUGUGUUUUACUCCAGAUACCUUUAGAUAGCUUUGAAGUGGUGCCUAAGCUUCAGAUCCUGGAUCUAAGCGGUAAUGCGGCUUCAUUACUAGAUGGCCCUGCAUUUUCUAGUUUGCCUUACCUGCAAGAGCUUUACCUAAGAAGAAUGAGGCUCAGUGAAGUCCCAUCAGAUAUAGAGGGGCUGCAUCAGCUACGGAUCCUUGACUUGAGUCAGAAUUCCCUUCAAUCAAUUCCAGUGGGGUUAAAAAAUCUAACUUCUCUUGAGGAGCUUGACCUAUCUGAUAACAACAUCUCAGUCCUUCCACCUGAGCUGGGUUUGCUGGAACCAACCCUACAGACGCUGAGACUUGAUGGGAAUCCUCUCAGAAGCAUUCGAAGGACGGUCUUAUCUAAAGGAACUAAAGCUGUUCCGAACUAUUUGAAGGACAAAUUGCCAGAGUAG
Sphenostylis stenocarpa is the source of this 1674-nucleotide messenger RNA. Lineage: Eukaryota; Viridiplantae; Streptophyta; Magnoliopsida; Fabales; Fabaceae. The record is from the annotation of a GenBank genome assembly.